AUGUACUUCUUUUUUGUUUUCGCCUCGCUGAUGGUGGCUAGUCCAGCGCUAGCGUACCUAUCCGCAGGCAUGAAGGAUCAGUUUCUGUCGGACAUGCUGCUGCGAGAGCUGGUCGAUCGAAUGGGUAAGGAUUUAGCCGAGGCGGCUGAUUCGUACAUCGACCCGUCCGCAAUGGACGAGCUGCCCGCUAGCAGGCUGGCAUUGAUGGCGCGCGUUACCAAGGACCUCGAGUCGGAACAGCUCGAUUACGACGCGCUGUUGGACGGUUCGAAUCCAAAUCCAUCACCGCGUGACCAGGAGUACCUACAGCAUAGCUCACUCUGGGGUCAUCAGUACGUGUCCGGUGGGGCUGGCGAAGGACCAAACCGACCGAAACCGCAGGUGAAGACCGAUGCCAGUCUGCCGGCGUACUGUAACCCACCCAAUCCGUGCCCGGUCGGGUACACCGAGGAGCAGGGCUGCACGAUGGACUUCGAGAAUACGGCCGCGUUCAGCCGCGAAUACCAGGCGGCGCAGGAUUGCAUGUGCGAUGCCGAGCACAUGUUUAACUGUCCGGCGUCACAAGGCGAGGGCAACCCGCAGAUGGAUUCAGAUCUCGAGAGCUUCAUCGCGCGUCAAUUCCACACCCAAGAGCACAAAAACCUGGUCGCGAAGAAGUUCCACGUCAAAAAGAACUAUAACCCCUUCCUGCAGGGGGAGAAACUGCCGGUCGCGGCCAAGAAAGGCUUCAACGUGAAUGUUUAAGCCGUUUUCGUCGUGCAACCGCCCGUCUAUCCAUAUCAUGAUGACCGACCAACCGCAAACGAGGAGAAAAACGGUACCCGAUGCUUUGAGGAAUAACUAGCGCACCAAAUGGACAAACCUAAUCACGCAGAACGGACGACGGCAAUGGAAAACUAAUUAUUAACCUUCCCUCCUAGGCAAUAAGGCAAAUGCUAAAGCGAAAAGAUAACACACACGCCCUGAUACGUAAGCACCUCCGCCGGGCGAGAGGGUGCUCGAAAUGCAAAAAAAAAGUGCAAAACAGUUCUUCUGCCAAUAUUCGACCGCCGGUUCGUUGCGAAUGUCAGCAGCCGAAGCCAGGACCCGCUUUACCCGUGCAGUUUAUAAAUAUGAAUAUUGCAGUGUACCACCUGCCCGUACGCCAGCCAGCCGGCCCUGUGCCAGCAGCCGUACGGCGUGUGGAGUAUGCUUAGAUUACGCCGAUUAACCCAACUUUACAAUCAGCCCCUCCCAGCCGUUGGUGGGUGGGAUCCGCACUCGUGGCGGGUCCUUCUCAAGCCUACGCACACAGCUGGUCCCAAGGAUAAACCGGGGAGCAAUGUUAGUAUAUUCCAAUCGUAUGUGUAUGCAUGUAUCAACACUUCCAGAAGCCAGCCUACAGUAAAUGUGGUUCAAUAGUGCUAAC
Molecule: messenger RNA, 1408 nt
Organism: Anopheles nili
Lineage: Eukaryota; Metazoa; Arthropoda; Insecta; Diptera; Culicidae
Gene: 7B2
Exons: 3
Coding region: 1-744 (247 amino acids)
Biological process (GO): regulation of hormone secretion; neuropeptide signaling pathway
Cellular component (GO): secretory granule
Molecular function (GO): enzyme regulator activity
Source: RefSeq, a predicted model, not a curated record